Messenger RNA from Enterobius vermicularis (human pinworm), 1722 nucleotides. Lineage: Eukaryota; Metazoa; Nematoda; Chromadorea; Rhabditida; Oxyuridae. The record is from the annotation of a GenBank genome assembly.
UUGAAGGAUGACGGUAAAACUCCACGACAACCAUCGCUUAGUUUGCUUGGAAAAUAUACAAAAGUUGCUGUAGCUGCUGACAAUGUUUUUUGUUCUGAAAUUGGACGAGAUAUCCUAUUACAAGGCGGUAAUGCUGUUGAAUCAGCAAUUGCAACUUUAUUCUGUAUCGGUAUUAUGGAUGCACAUUCAACUGGAAUUGGUGGUGGACACUUUAUGACCAUCUAUAAUGCGUAUCUAAAUCUUUUAUUUAUUAUCUUCAACUACAUAACAACAACAAAAGAAUGUACAGUUGUUGAUGCUCGAGAAGUAGCACCAUUGGCAGCCACAAAGAAUAUGUAUGUUAAUAAUAGUAACUCGUCAAAAAAAGGAUGGCUUGCAAUUGCGGUUACUGGCGAAAUUCAUGGUUACUGGAGAGAAUAUACAACAUUUGGUGGUAAUAUUGAAUGGAAACAACUUUUGCAACCAACUAUAAAACUACUCGAUGAAGGUUAUCCAACAUCAUAUGUGCUGGCAAAAGCAUUGAACGAUACCAGUGAAUGGAUUUACAAUGAGCCAACAAUGAAACCAUUUAUUAAUCCACUUACUGGCAAAGUGUAUGCACAUGGCGAACAAAUUAAAACCCGAACAAAGUUAUCUGAAUUUCUAAAACAACUAGCCAAUUCGUCAAAUCCGCAACAGUUAUUCUACAAUAGUUCUUUUACUGAAACAAUGGCAAAUGAAAUACAGAGAAAUGGAGGUAUUUUAACAUUAGAAGAUUUUCACAGAUAUACAUCCAAAAUGUAUAGCGGCAGUGAUAUAAUUUAUACGGAAUUGAGUAAUGGCCGUCGAAUGUGUGGACCACCGCCUCCAUCCGGAUCUGCAGUAACACAAGCAAUAAUAAAUAUUAUGGAUGGUUAUUUUGCUGAAGAAGGUGCUGCAAACGGUGAUUCAGCAGAAAUUCUUCAUCGGUUUAUCGAAGCUUCAAAGUUUGCCUAUGCUGCAAGAAGUCACUUAAGCGAUAUGGCUUUUAAUUCAACAGCUCUUGAAGUGGCCAAAAAUAUCACCUCUGCUGAAUAUGCUAGUUAUGUUAGAAGUCAAAUUACGAAUAAAGCUCAUGAAGACGCAUAUUAUGGAGGUGAUUUUGAGGAUACUACAAAUCAUGGAACAUCAAAUUUGGUCAUUAUUGACGCAGAUGGUAACGCUGUUGCUGUUACUUCCACUAUUAAUACGGAUUUUGGUGCCGGCGUCAUUUCAGAAUCUACCGGUGUACUGUGGAACGACGAAAUGGAUGAUUUUAGUACACCAGGUCAAUCAAAUUAUUAUGGUUAUGCACCAUCAAAAGCCAACUUUAUUGAGCCUGGAAAACGACCAAUGAGUAGCGCUAGUCCAACAAUUAUAUUCAAUCCUAACGAUCCAUUGGAUACACUUGGUGUUGGUACUUCAGGAGGUUCAAAAAUUAUUACUGGAACCUCAUAUGUAGCAAUUCGCACCAUGUGGCUCAACGAAAACGUUAAGCAGGCAGUUGAUGCAGUUCGAGUUCAUAAUCAACUGACACCAAAUAUAGUGUUUUAUGAAGAUGGCUUUGAUAAAGAUUACCACAAAGAUUUGGAACAUCGUGGUCAUAGGCUACAACUGAAGUCUAAUCUCUCGGUUGUUACUGUAGCUAGAAAAUUCAAAGAUGGAUGUAUCUAUGCGAACAGCGAUUACCGAAAAGGAACAGAAAGUGAUCCAGCUGGUUACUGA